Bursaphelenchus okinawaensis is the source of this 2558-nucleotide messenger RNA. Lineage: Eukaryota; Metazoa; Nematoda; Chromadorea; Rhabditida; Aphelenchoididae. The record is from the annotation of a GenBank genome assembly.
AUGAUAGAAUAGUUAGUUAUGUAAGGUAUAACAUCUUUCGAUUUUUGAUUAUAUACCGUUCUUUCAAGUAGUAUAACUUUAAGUAAAUCUGGUCACUUUAGCCACAUUUUAGUGCAGAGCACAUAACAUUUGAACGAGAAUAAAUAUCGAAAAAUUGUUUCCUAGGAAUGAAAAAGGAAUACCUCUUUAAGAUUUAAGUGUUUUUUCAGCUCAAUAACUUUAACCGUUUAGUAGAUAUAACGUCAUAAGCCUAAAACGCGCCGGAAGUUGCUGUUUCCCUUCCGAGCUGCGCCCGCGGUUCCACUUUUAUCUAGAAAAUAUAUAAAAGUGGGAUCGCCGUGCAUCGGAAUUCAUAAUUGGUUGUGGGAAUUGAGCUGAUAUUAAAGACGAAAUGCCACUCAAUAUUGGAGUGACGAAGUGUCACAAUUAAAAUCUAGCGAAUAAAUUUUUAAGAGAAUUUUUUCAAUCGAUCUAAAGGUUUGAAACUGUUAGUGCGAGUAUGAUCAGUUAUUGUUGUGUUUUAUUUAUGUUGAUAAUGACAAUUUAUUGUUUUAGCAGUGAAAUUAUAAGUACAUUUAACUUUUUGACCGUUUGGCUCUCUGAGCCCUCAAGUUACGAAACUGAAGCACUCACACUUAAACACUAAAGUAAGAUAUCCUUUUAACUGUUAACUAGCAUCCACAGUCUUAAAAAUUGUAAUAUAAACAUUUAUAUUGUAGUUUUAUUAAUAUUGUGUUUCAGGACGCGGCAUAUAACCGCAAUCAGCGGUCUAUGUCGCUGGGAGGACCAGCACAUGAGUCGCUGUUGUGCAUGCAUCCUGCAAAGACAGUUGAAGUCAGUCGUGGAGAAAAUGGUAAAGUUUUUUUCUUUGUUUUAUAUUUUAGGGCAUUCAACAUGGUUAUUUCUAUAUGUCCUUGUAAAACUUCGUUACGUUUUGUAUCUAAAUUGUUCGAAAUAGUUCUACACAAAGUAGAAGUUUUGUAAUUUCAUUUUUUCUUGCGUAAUGUGAAAGCAUAUAUGACCCUUAAUUUACAUCAUUCAUAAAAUUAUAAAAAUUUACUGGACCUCCUGGUAUGUUCAUGUUUAGGUACCUUCGUAAUACUGCUGGUAGAAAACACUCGGUUUAUUGUGAAUCCUCAAGUACUUUUAAGCAAGCCAGACACUAUGUUGGGUCGUAUGUUCGCAUUGCGAGCUCAACAAGAAAAGACUAAGACAGACCUAGUAAGACCGAAUGAACAAGAUGAAUAUGAAGUGGCGGAAGGCAUUGGAGCAAGUUGUUUUAGAGCUGUUUUGGUAAGCAUUACCUUGCAUAUGUAUUACUGUUUAGGACUACUAUCAUAAUGGUUUCAUUCGAGUGCCACCUUCCUUGAGUGUAUCUGAGGUGAGAGAAGCCUGUGAUUACAUGAUGAUACCGUUUGGAUCUUCUACUGUGAAAUGUCAAGACUUACGUGGGUUGUUACAUGAAUUGAGCAACGAAGGAGCACGUGUACAGUUUGUAGUGUUUUUGGAAAACGAAAUUUUACCUCAACUUGUGAUAAGCGCCGAGGUAAGAUAAUUGUAAUAAUAUAUACCUAAAAUACAUUCUUUGAGUAAUCUUUUUCAAUCAUACAUCGAUACUUUUUAAAUUAUGUUUGUAAAUAAAACUAAUAGUUAAAAACUUUAGCGCGGUGACCGAGAAUGUCAUAUAGUAGUUCUUUUGGACGACGACAUAGUAGAAUGGGAUCAAGAAUAUCCUCCGCAGAUGGGAGAAGACACCAGUCAAGUAAUUUACAGUACUAACCUGUACAAAUUCUUUAAAUAUGCUGAGAACCGAGAUGUCGCAAAGCAGGUGAUGAAGGAACACGAGUUGAAGAAGAUACGAUUAGGUAUUGAAGGGUAUCCCACUCACAUGGAGAAGGUUAAACGACGUCAGAACAAGGCUGAAGUCAUAUACAACUACGUACAACGCCCUUUUUUACAUUGUUCAUGGGAGAAGGAGGAGGCCAGGUCGAGACAUGUUGACUUCGCUUGUCCAAUAGUAAAGUCGAAGAGUAAUCCAAGUUUGGCCACAGCUUUUAGUGAUCCAUUGCCUCAGGUAUUAUACUUAAAUAAUCUUUUAUUGGUAUGCUUCUUUGAUACGUCAUCUGGGUCUUAAGUUAGUUUUAACAUUGAUAUUUUUAGCCGGCUCCACUUCAAAACAAUGUUCAAGAACAACAAAACGAGGCAGCUCCACCAGCCCAACGACCAUUGGUCGAUGAUGGGAUUCCGUUAGAUGAUCCUCUACGCCUUGGUGUUGAAGAACUUCAAAUAGGACAGCAGGUACGUGUUUUGGUACAUCAUCUAUUACGUAAAGGGACUUGAAAUUAUUGUGAGGCGGUUAUUCUACGCAUCUUUUGACCCCACCGUUGGUCAAGUUCUUCAAAAAAAUAAAUUUGAAAAACUUAAUUUAACCUAUCACUUUUGUGUUAUCACUUUUAUCAAAGUCUUCUUAAUAUUACUUGCCCUUUUAGAGAGUCCAACCACUACGAUCACCUCCAGUUCAAGUUCGUCAACUCGACAAUCACGAGAUGGACGACUAA